AUGUUAUGUGUUACUGUUGGAACAACUCAAAGAUUUUUUGUCUCAAAACACGGUUGGUUUUAUUAUGGGUGUACUAAAUGUUCUUUAAAGGCAUCUGAUGUGAACAAUCCAUACAAAUGUUCAUGUGGACAGAAUGUAGAACAUGCCAUACCAAGGUAUCGAGUUGACAUAUAUGUAGUUGAUGGUGAUUCCAAAUUUCGCUUUGUGUUUUGGGACACUGACUGUGCCGACAUUAUUGGAAAGUCUGCUGAUAGUAUUUAUAAAGCAAUGCUUGAGGAAGGUGACGACGACCCAAUGAUAUAUCCAGAUGAUCUUGACAUGCUACUUGGUAAAAAGAUGGCGUUUAGGGCUAAAGUUCAGCCAACAUUUGGCCAAGCAUCUGUUUGGAAACUUUCUUAUGAUGAAGAGUUUGUAAAGGAAAUUGAGAAAGAUUAUAUUACUGAUGAAGGAGAUAGCAAAUCUUUAAACCAAAACCCAGUUGUUGAUCGUGUUGAUGAAUCCAUUGAGUCGUUGUCAGCAUAUGGAGAAAAUGAUCCUGAUAAAAUUGUGACCAAUACUCCAUCCAAAGGAAGUCCUGUUUAUCUUGAUGCUGUAGAUUCUGAAUUACAAGCGUAUGGUACUACCCAGCUCUCAGGAACCAAGCCUGCAAAGAAAGUUAAGAUUGAAUCUGAUGCAUGA
This is a messenger RNA of Vicia villosa (hairy vetch), 678 nucleotides long. RefSeq lists its product as uncharacterized. The coding region runs from base 1 to 678 and encodes 225 amino acids. The record is from RefSeq and is a predicted model, not a curated record. The transcript is spliced from 5 exons. NCBI's taxonomy places the organism in Eukaryota, Viridiplantae, Streptophyta, Magnoliopsida, Fabales, Fabaceae.